Spirodela intermedia is the source of this 9831-nucleotide messenger RNA. The record is from the annotation of a GenBank genome assembly. NCBI's taxonomy places the organism in Eukaryota, Viridiplantae, Streptophyta, Magnoliopsida, Alismatales, Araceae.
AUGGACUCGAGCUUAGAUCAGGCCCUUCAAGAAGGGAAGCUCCUGCGCCAGAUUGACGCGCUGAUCGUUGCCCACCUCCGUGAGCACAAUCACCACCACGUAGGCUUCUCUUUCCACUUUCGGAUGUUUCCUCCAUCUGGGUUGCCUUGGUUUUGGUGUCGUGGAACGUUUAUCCCUCUCUCUCUCUCUCUCUCUCUCUCUCUCUCUCUCUCUCUCUCUCUCGCAGGCUGCUGCUUCAGUGGCUUCGGCGACGAUGACACCGUUGAGCAGCGCUGAAGCUCUUCCUAACAGACUUGUUGAUCUUGUUGCAAAGGUUUUCAUUUUAUUUGCCUUCACAGUCAUCGUCGUCAUCUUUUUCAUAAUCUAGGCAGGGUGAAAGGUUUCCUUCCGGCUUUUCCACUUCUGGGUGCUGAGGUGACUGCAGGGUCUUGCAGUGGAGAGAGACGAUGCAUCUAGGGGAGUUCAGUCUGGCUCUCUGUUAGACGCUCUAUCAGCGGCGUCUGGCAAGCACCGUUCAGCGCCUGCUGCCUCUGGCGCUGUCGAUUUCAGGUGACUUAUUCUCGUUGGUUUCAACCUAUUGCUCCUCGAUUUGUGGAUUAUCAUAGGUGUAAGGCUAUUCUAAGAAAUUUAGUGUCACAACAGAUUGCCACUAUUCCUUUAAGAAUCUGGAUCAUAUGCAUUGAUGCCAACAAAGGAAAAUAAGGAGAUCGAGAUUCAACAAAAUUUAUGUCCAGAAAAUUUAUAAUUCUUAUAACUUUAAUGAUUAUUCGAGGAAAUUCCUAAGCUUGCUCAAUUUAUAUUCGCGCUCAUUAUACACAUCCUCAAAUGACAUAUGCAUGUCUACUGUGACCAGUUCUGUCUGAACUCUGUUCUAAAGACAAUGCAUGCUCAAAUGACACACGCAUGCAUUGUCUUCACACAAUUAUCACACACCAAUUGCAGAACGACAGAAAAGGCACCCUCUGUCUAUUUUCAUGAGCGAGGUCUUUAUCUGUUCAUGUUGCUAUGCGCAACAUGAUCCACAGGGAUCAGGGAAACACAUUGUCUGCUUCCCUGUUUUAAUUGAGGAAUGGGCGUGUACGACUGAUGACUGGGUUUCCAAAGACGAAUUGUGGAGAGCUGGAGAAAGAAAGAAAACCAACUUCCAGAGAGAAUGUAUAUGGCAGUGGUAAUAGAAAAUGAAGAAAGAUAUGGAAGAGCCCUACUACUACUCUUUGAGCCUACAGUUUCUGAGCUCUAUUCCAGGAAUUGGUCGGGCAACAAGGGUUUGUAAGGGGUUGAGGCGUUCUGGGUACCUAGGCAAUAUGGUGCUGUAACAAAUUAAGGUUGAGCCUACAAGCUCACAGUGGUGAAAAGGAAAAUUAAGAAAUGUAAGUUGAUUCCAAGUGUCAAGCUGUUUCAGUAAAAGGCCAUGGAAGUGUGAUUUUUCCAAUAUGGUUUCAGGUCAUGUUACUCAUUUCACUGUGUGGCAUUAAAUUCAUGCUCUGUAUUAGAGACUCCAAAUUGAGGAUUUCCCUUUAGAUAUAUAAUUAGCUGUAUAUCUUUUAUACAGGUUUAAUUUGUCCAAAAAAUGAACUUACCUUACUUUGUGGAUUUAUUUUUUGUCUAUUUUAGUAUUCUUUUGAUUUUUUUCCUCGCUCCUGGAUAAUGGUUGCUACUUGAGCUUCCCUUUCUUAUCACCCUUUCCUUGUUUUUGCUGAGCUGCUAACCACAUUAUUAUGAAAACCAGUGCUGUGCAGGAAACAAAGGGUACCUCCAAGAAUUUUCCAAAGCAUGAUACAAGACAUAUUUCAGAGCAUAAGGUCGGGCGAACGGUUCUGCUUUUUCAUCAACGCCUUGAUACUUCGGAUUAAUGAUCAUAUCUUGAUUGAACAUUUUUUUACAAUUAGCAUAGGGAGUAAACUUAGUUUACUGAAAAUAAUAAACAAGGAUAUUUCAGAGCAUAAGGGGCUAUUAAAAGAUUAUGCUUAUAUGGCCCAUCUCAGUGCGACUAAUGCCAAAUAUUGUAUCAUUCCGAGAAUUUUGACUGAGAACCUCUCCAGAUCUUGGAUGUGAGAAGUGUUCAGAUGGCGCUAUUUAAUCACUCUCUAGGAGAAGAAAAUAUAGAUCAUUUGGGGUCUCUCAAAUUACUGGCCUUCGCAAGAAAUUUCUAAUUUUAAGUUCUAGUUAAAAGAAUAAAUAAAUUAAUAUUCGAGCUCCAAUUCUGAACAUUAAAUUUCUAAACCUUUACUUGCCAUAAAGUUGAUCGUGCUAUUAUGUAAAUACUAAUAAACGUAGGAGUUGAGUGACAAAACUAUUUAUUAGAUGUAAAUUUCUUAAAUCCGAAUUUCAUAGAAUUUCAACUUGAAGAACUAUUCUUAGUAAUUAGAAACAAUUUUAGAUUUUAAAUAAAAUCCUUAAUAAUAGUUUAUUAAAUUGUUGGCAUUCCUUGGUUGGGAAGUGGAAUGGGGUUCUGUCCAUUGUGAGAACACUAACAAGAAACUUUGGAGAGAUUGGAUAGGAGGAAACAGGUUUUGUUGCUUAAAACUUGCAGCUGAAACCCUGAAACUGGGGAAGAGUGUGUUGGUAUGCCUGAGAAUUACGGUGACUAACGAACAUGUGGGCAUUCAUGUCUCCUGUUAAUUCUCUCUACUUGACACAUAGCUGUGAUUAUUUUAACUCGAGGUUUUUUAGCUUUUAAUUUAACUAAGAUUUUAGAUACUUGAUCAAUCACUAUAAUUAGGGUUAUAAUUGAGAUUUGAAGUCUGACUAGGAAUAUAAUUAGGGUUAGAAAACGUCCAAUUGGUUCAUGACAUGAGUUGCACGUACAGACAUGGAAAAUCUACUUAAACAAACGUCCAUCAGCAUUUACUUUUUAAGAUUUUUUUCGUAGUUUCUCUUAACAUUGUCCUAAUCCGGUGGGGAAGGUCUUUGAAUUUAUAUUCCGCUCAAAUCGAAUGCAUACCCUGCUAAUUUUAGAAAUCACAGAAGACUGAAUUUUAGCUUGUUUCAAGACCUUCAACUAGUAAAAUAAGUUCCUUCUUAUGACUUUGAUAAAAGGAAAUACCCAAAUGAUUUAUUCUAACUGAAAGGAUGCCAACGUGAGAGAGAAAAACUUGGGUUUCAUCAUGGAGAAAAGAUUGUGUGCCGAAUAAAGGGCAACUAUAGUUGAUAAUGAGAGCAUGACAUUUAGACAGCACCUGCCAAAAACUUUCAAUACUUCCGAUGAUUUAAGCAGAGGCCACCAUGUCCACACUAGAGAAUCAAUGGAGAAACCUCAUAUGACAAUCCCCUCUGCAAGAGCUGAGGUACCACCACCCACUUCUCCUAACCGCUUUUUGAUUUCAUCAUCUCGCUUCUCUGGAGCUGAAAUAAUUAUAGUGAACUAGGCCCCUUCAGAAAGUUAGCUGGAUCUUUGAUUUGGUUGGUAAAUAUAACUAAAUUUGAGUCAAUUAGAUGUCUUUUAGGUUUAUUGUUUAAUGUGUACAUCUGCCACGAUUAUAUGUGGCUUGCCUUGCUCAGGUUCAUACUGUUAUCCCCGAUUGUUGUAAUUGGGUAUUGGAAGAAGGAUGAGAAGAGGGGAAGAUAGGGUGCAACUUGCCAGUACUGGUCAUGAUAUUAGAAUGGAUAGAAGCAAAAAAUCUGAAUUAGGCGCUAGAAACUAGAUUUUGUGUGUGACUGCUAAAUACUCAAAAGAAAAUGUCAAUUUCCCGAUUUACAGGGUGAGGAUUCUCUUAUACAUGAAAUUGGAUUUAGUUUUGCGUUUUGAUUUUUCUCAGUUAACAAUGUACCUACCUUGACACUUUCUUAGAAAGGUUGGAACUUGUCCUCUGCUUCAGGUGUUGUUGCUACUGGUAGUUCUGCUUCUUCUUCUUUUUUUCAUCAUUGGCUUCUUCUACACCUCAUCUUUGUUCUUCUGAUUCUCAUCAUCCACUGUCUUAGUUCUCCCUUCUCUCCAUCUCAUUCUCUGCCUUUUUUCUCUCUGAUCGUUCAUAUUCUCCCUUUAUCAUCCUGUCCUUAUUUGCUUGCGUUUUUCCUCAAUGGUUCAACCGAGUGAAACGCAGUAAAAUUGUGCAAAGUUGGCCUGGAUGGUUCUGACAAAUACGUGGCAAUGUUUGACCAGAUUCAACGUUACAGAAUUUUAGAGUAAAGUCAUUGAUUGAUUGAUAAUUAUAUUGCCCUAAGUGAUCCCCAUACGGCGGCAGGAAUUUCCGACGAUGAUUUCUUCCUCUCUUUCUUUUUCACUGGAACUAAGUUUGCUGCUUCUGUGCUUUAGGUGUAGCAAUAUAAGUAAAACUUUUCAAUGUUCUUCAUGAAUUUCAGGUUUUUUUUAUAAUUUCACAUUCUGUUACUCAGCUGUUUUGCUCUUUUCCUGAUUCACACUGAAACGAAGUCUUUUGAUUUCUGUAGAAUAUCGCACGGUGCUCCAGGUUUAGUCCUGACGGGCGUUUUGUUGCAACUGGCAGUGCUGAUACAUCAAUCAAACUCUUUGAGGUCAUCUAUGCGUCUGAAAUCCCACUUUGUUUGUGCAUAGUUCUUGAUCUUGACUUUUUAUUUAUUGUAGGUUUCAAAAAUCAAACAAUUGAUGCUUCCAGAGUCUCGUGAUGGACCUAUCCGACCUGUUAUCCGGACUCUUUAUGAUCAUGCUCAGGUAGCUUUAUUCGUCAAACUUUCGUAAGAUUUACUGUUCUGACUUUUUUAGGAAUGGCUUUUUUGAGGUGCUACCAAUGUCAGGAUUUGUCUUUUCUUUAUCGCUUCAAUAUCCUAGACCAGUACGGCAAAGAAGAUCUCUUUUCUUUGUCAAAUGUCUGCUGAUUUCGCAGAAGUAAGAGACCUGCCAUCAAAUAGCAUUUAUGUUUUCACCAACGUGGAGUGUCAGUAUUGAUGAUCAUCUAGGGAAAAUUUCCUAAGAUACCGUGUCCUCUCAAUUUUGCUCAUAAAAUUUGCUAUCUUGGCGUAUAUUUUUCAAAUUUCAAGGACCAGUACGUAUUAGCUAUAACUAAAGUACCUAAUGGAAGGCUUGUAUGGUUGGAGAUCAGUUUCAAUCUUUUUGUCCAUUGACUGCUCUAUUUCUUCUUGGGGUACUGAUCAUGCAUCUUGUGGCCGCAGGUAGCACACUAGUUUAUGCUAGGCAUGACGUCGUUUACCUUCAUUGCCCAUGGAUGUCAGCACCUCCAUUGUUCUCCUGGCAAUCCUUCCUUGUUAUCCCAUGGCAAGGUUGAUCUGGAUCAGGGUUCAAAGGCGGGGUAGAAAGUGUUUUUACAAAAUGCUCGAUAUGAUAUUGUGUUUAAAGUUUGUAUUCGAAGUAUUAAAUAAAUUUGAAUGUAAGAACCAUUUAAUGUUGAUGCCAUGACGGAAAUUAUGUUGAUAUGUCAAUUAAUGGGCGUUUUUCUCGUUCAAUUAAUGGGACAAGUAUGCUUUUGUAUUUGUAUGAUAUAUAUUACAGUUAAUGUUGUCAAUUUUUUAAAUAAGAUGCACCUCUUUACACAGCCUUUAUUUGAUUGUUCCCUGCGUCUUUCAGGCUAUCAAUGACCUGGAUUUUCAUCCUCAAAACAACAUUCUGAUAUCUGGAUCCAAAGAUCACACAAUCAAGUAUGUGUCACUAUAUGAAUAACGUUUUAUAGUUUCCUUCCUAGGCAGGGGAAUAGUUUGAAGUUAUUGCUUCUGUUUAUUGGUCGAUUAAUCUAAUUCUGAGUUUAGUGCUAGUUCUGUAAUCAUAUUAUUUUUGAAGCUUGUCUCAUCUUUCACUCUCCAUGUUACAAAAGCUCUCAACUCGUGUCUUUAUGAAACUUUAUUUACUUUUUCUAUCAGUUUGGUAGUCGUGUGUGAUAAUAAAUAAAUAAAUAAUAAUGAUCACAGUGUAUUUUAAGAAAAGCAUUUUACAUGCAAAUGUUCUGAUUCUCACCAGCGCUUUCUAGAUUGUAAUUUUGACGUCAUAAGCUCCCUUAAACCUAGGGCAAUGGAGGUCAUGGUCUGAAAUCCUCUGCAUAAACCUAGGAUUUGGGCAGCUCUAGAAUUCUUGAUAUCACUCAUCCUUCCGCGGAAGUUAUUCAUUGGAACUGAUACUUAAAAGGGUAGUUGAAUCGUUCUCUUGUGCAUUAUUGUCAUACUUUGACAAUUAGUCUUGUGAAUUGUUAGGUUGGUCUCAUAUUUUGGUUAGUAUAAAAGCAAAUUUGUGGUCUCAAAGACAAUCCAAAUUCACCCAUAGCCUACUGACUUCAUACUGGAUAGCCAAAGAAAUUUAACGUGAUAUCAGCAUUCUAGAGCUGGCAAAGCUCAAUGUUGCUCUGCAUAUGACUGAGCUUGCUAGAACAACUCUCGCAUUAGUUAACAUACAGGUAAGCUUGUUGUCGAAAAGAUAAGCUUUAUCCUGUUAUCACCAAUUGAUUUGAGUUGGAUCGCCCAAUAUCCUUAACAAGGUUUUAUUAUCAUCACAGCGGCUUUUCACAAAAGUAUUUUUUUCAAGUUACUGUUGAAGAAUAUUCCUGUUGUUGCCAUAUCAAUAUGCAUGUCAUAGAUCCUCAUUAGGUCUUUCAUCUUCAUUGUUUCAUUUAUAAAAACUAAAUCUCCAUCUUCAAAGAAGCAUUUAUGGUGUUUUUCAUUUCCAUUCUCGUACCCAAUGGUCAGGUAAAUACAUUCUCACAUCAAAUUUCAUGAUUGGCCAAAUCACGUGAGAAUACACAUAAAUCACGCCAAACCCUCGCAUCAUGUCAGAAGACUUUAUUGUUGGGGAGCCUAUUGAUCUCUCCCUGCAGAUGAGACUCUGAUCCCUAGCAUCAUAGAAUUGAACCAGAUUGGGACCUCUAAAUGAAAUCGAGUCGUAUAUACCUGACAUAUUAUUAUUUUGGAAUUCUGAGUUGAGAAGGAUAAGCUUUGAAUUGUGCUGUAGACUUCUCUCUGGAGCAAGAAAUUUUACUAAGCUUGUAAUAAUGUCUGUGAACACAUUAUUUCACACUAUUGCGCAUGCUGCAUUGUUUUUUGACAUAACCUGGUACGAUUGAAUGAGUUCUCACAUGCUGGAUAUUUACUAGCCUAGUCAAAAGAUGCCCACCUCUGUGCCGUAUUUUGUCUGAUAUUUUCUCUGUUUGUCUCCUCGUGUGACAAGUUGACCCGUGUUAGAUAAAAAAGAAGGAAUUCUUAGAAAUUCUGGUAUAUGAUGGUCUGCAAUAAGUAAUUGAAAAGAGAGAUAAUUUUUAAUUUUCUAUGCUUUUCAGGUUCUUUGAUUUUUCCAAAACAGUUGCAAGGAGAGCUUUUAGAGUUAUUCAGGUUAUGCAAGCACCUGUUACUUACUGCCAGUGAUAGAAUUUGUUUCUUUCUACUUGAUGGCGUUUCUUUAACUUUCACUCAAUUCAAGCAGGAUACCCACAAUGUGAGGUCUGUGUCAUUCCAUCCUUCUGGUGAAUUUUUACUGGCAGGUAUUUUCUCACUAGGUUUGCAAGUUUGACUUUUCAUAAUACAUUUGGAUACAUCGGACAUUUUCGCUAUUGAUUUUAGUUAUCUUGAUUCUGGAAGGACGAAGUCAUGCGACAAUCAUUUAUCUACUUGCCUCCUUUAGAAACCAUUCAUCAUUAUCCACCAUUGAAUCUAAAUGCUAAGUCCCAAAAUCCUCUUGGACCUACCUUUUUUCGUGCUCUUGUGUGUAUUUUCAUGCUUAUUUCAAUCAAGAGCUGCAAUUGAACGAGGUAGUAUUAUCAACAAUUUAUAUAUAAUAUAUAGAUUUUGGGACUUUGAAUACCAGCCUUCGUGCUUGUGGAGGAAUGCCCUGUUUUCUUACAAGCAGCUCCAGCUCGUCAUGGGGUUAUCUGUCAGAUCGAGCAUGGGAUCCAAAAACAUAUUUUUCAUCCCUCACAUGUUAAGGGUGAGUAACUAAGCACUUCAAGGGUGACUAAGGGCAGUUGGGAAACUAGAUGAGAGAGUCCAAAAGGAUCAUUAGAGAUGGGCUGAUUGGUGAUUAUCUCGUCUUUGAAUUCAACAACCGAGUGGAGUUUGCUGAUUAUUUGUCAUCUACCAAAUUGGAAAUGGGCGGCUAAACUGAUGGCAUGGUGGUAUCAAAACAUCUAGUUGAAUGCCUGAAAUAUGAGUCUCUUGGUAAGUUUACUAAUCUGGAGUUAAGCGUUUUUUUUUAUGAUUAUUACGCCAAGUAUGGUGAUGAAAUUCUAGGUAGUGCUUCUUGUGCUGGUAGAUUUAUUUACCUUCUCGAAUGCAUUUGAAUAAUUUAUAUGAGUAUCAUGACAAUAUAUUACUAACCUCAGUGGCUCGUAGUCAGCCUUAUCACCUUAGCAAACACCUUGGUAGCCUUGAUGGCUUUGAUGAAAACGAGGAGGGGGGCCCCCAGCUGCUAACCAAAAAAAGAAACUUGAUAUUCUUUGAAAUUCCUGACUGGCUCCCAGCCUAAGGAAACGAAGUAGAUGCCGCUUGUCAGUUCUGAAUUCGAUUCAAAUCUUUUUAUUGCAAUUGAUAUUACAGGUACAGACCAUCCCAUCCCCCAUCUGUAUGAUAUCAAUACCUUCCAGUGUUACCUGUCUGCCGACAUGAAAGACUUGGGUUCCAAUGCUGUCAUCAACCAGGUGCGUUAGUUGGUUUAUCUGAAAAUUUGGCCUCUACAAGAUUUGGUUGACCAUGGACUUUCAUGUCUCUCCUCUCUCCUUUUUUUGUAGGUGAGAUACUCGAACUCGGGGGCACUGUAUGUGACAGCAUCCAAAGAUGGUGCUAUUCGAGUGUGGGACGGGGUGACUGCUCAAUGUGUGCGCACCAUUACUCAGGCACAUCGCUUGUCUGAGUCCACUAGUGCAAGGUUCACGAAAGAUGGAAGGUAAAAGAUGUCAUGAGUCAAACUCUGUUGCAGCAUACUUUGUAUUUAUGUAGUGAUUUAUUUCUGUAAGUGGGUAGUAACAUGUGCUCACUAAAUACCAUAAGGAGUAAGGCAUGCGGAUGUAAGUGUUCUGUGAAACUUUCAAAGUUUUCCUGCAGAACAACUACAUUCUACACCAAGGUGGUGUAGGCCAUGCAGUUGACUGGAACUCCCAAGAUGACUAAGUCAACUCAGAGAAAACAUUAACAUCUAGGAUUUGUGUGGCUAUUUUUCUUUUUUUUCUGAAUGAUUUCACAUUCAAAUUGAUCCUUUAAAUCACCCUGUCUAUGACUUGAAUCAACAGGUUCAUCCUUUCUUGUGGGAAGGAUUCUGCCAUAAAGCUGUGGGAAGUGACUUCAGGUAGGCUUGUCAAGCAGUACCUUGGCGCAGUUCACACACAGCUGCUUUGCCAGGUUGGUUGACCUUCAUCAAUCUGCUUCCUACACAGGGCAUCUCUUCACAGUGAUUUUCUGUGUCAUCCUUCAUUUAAUCUCUAACUAUGCAAUGUAAGAGUAGCCAAGAAGUUUCUCUCCAGGGGAAAUACCCCUUUUUUUUUCCUCCCACAAUCCACUGGGAUUGUUGGGAUUUUGGUUAACUCCCUGGCAAACCCCAGAUCAAUGGGGUAUGACUUCAUGAUGAUUAUAAGUCUACAUAAUUUCUUUGACAUAUUAUUCACCUUGGGAAUCUUCUCUGUCACUGCAGGCCGUUUUCAAUGAGACUGAAGAAUUUGUGCUCUCGGUGGAUGAAGUAAAAAAUGAGGUCACUCCGGCCAUACCUUACAUUAAAUUCCUGAUUCUUGGAGUGUUCAAUGUCAUUCCCUGAAUGGAAUGGGGGUGCCCAAAUGGCAGGUUGUGGUCUGGGACGCAUUAUCUUCAGAGAGGGUGGCGAGAUGGCCAUCCAACCAUGUGGGAGCCCCAAGGUGGAUUGAACACUCCCCAACUGAGGCGGCCUUCAUCACCUGUGGAGGUGACAGAUCCAUCAGAUUUUGGAAGGAAGUAUGA